AUGCUCAGUCCCGGGCCGCCCCCAGCGCUCCACAGGCGCGCCGCCCGGCUCCAGCCCUUGCGCGGCCACUCGGAGCCGCCCGGCCCGGCCCGGCCCCGCCUCCGCGGCGCCCCCCGGCCCGACCGGCCCCCGUCCGGCCCGAGUGGGCGGCGCAGCGCGGGGGAGGGGUCCGAGGGGCGUCCCCGCCCCGGGCGCGGACACGCGCAGGCACCCCGCGUCACGCGAGGCUGGCGGGACGCACGCGGGGGCCGCGCCGCGGGACUCAGGAUCACCGCCCCCCCGCCAACCUCUGAAGCCCGGUCGGCUCAGGACUCGGUAGCGGCGGCUGGUCACCCUCUACCCCUACCCGGGCCCCGGGGCCAGCGGCAGCUGGUCAUUGUUCGAGCACAAAGGACCAGGCGCCACGGCGGCCGCCCUUCCCCCUCCGCUCCUCCGGUCGAAGCCUGCCCCACAAGACACACUCUGCGGCUUCGGAGUCCAGAGCGGGGCGCCGAGGGUCAGCUGCCCCCCCGCCUCGGCUGCUGGUACCCUGCUCCCCAGGACUGGUCGGGGACCCAGGCUCGGGCCCUGCCUGCCCCACCCCCAGCGGUUGAUGGAGGCAUAUUCGGACUUGCGGAGGUGGCGCCACCUGGGGACAUAUUUGGAGAAUACACCGUCAACCCCCCCAGCCUUGGGGGCCCCUACCUGGCUCCCCAGCACUGUACCCUCUCGACCCCGCGAGCCCAGGACUGCCCCGGUCUUCACCUGUGGGCGGCCAGGAAGCAGGAACCUCCGGAGUUGUCCCACCCGGCCCGCCCCCGUCGGCGGUCGCCGGGCAGCCCUUUUCUCCCACCCCCGUCAAGUACGCGACAGCAGAGCACCCUGUCCGCUGGGGGUCCCUGUGGGCCCGUGGCGCUGCUCCAGGGACUGCAAGGACCGGGAAAGUUCGUUCCGGAGCCGGGAUGUGCGGGAGGCUGGAGUUCCGACACCUCCACCGCCCCACCACUCACCCCGCGCCACCUGCGCCACUGCUCCACCUCCUGCCCAGCUCCUGCUCCAGCACGGGCACUUCCUCGCCGCAGAUCCGCCGGCUCGCAGCCAGCUCCGGGCUCCGGACUCCGGGCGCCCGCCUGGCCCGGCCUGGUAGAGCGGGGCGGGGCGGGGCGGCUGAGGCCGCGCCCCCGACCCAGGGAGGGGAGUGGUCUGCCCCGCACACCCCCUACCCCCCAACAGCCGACCUGGUACCCAGCCCCGCGGGAGCUCGGCGGUGGUGAGGCUGCCCCUCUGGCCUCUGACUUCACAGCUUUCUGGAUUUGGUUUUCGACGUGGGGGAAGGGACGACCAGCACGUGACCGAGAACUACUCUACCUGGCCGCCCUAACCGGGUCCGCGAUAGGGCUUUACUGCCACCUGCCUUGCCGGGUAGGGAAUCAGGCCGGACCCACUCCGCGCAUUCCCCAGGAGCAAGGAAAACCCCUAGGAAGCAGACAAAGACCGCUCCGGUUUCACCAAAACAGACCCCGCCCCGCCCUCGGGUCGGUCGGAACUGCCCUAGCAGAACCAGCACCUCCCCUCCCCCUGAGCAGGAGUCCGCCCAGGUGA
Lutra lutra (Eurasian river otter) is the source of this 1581-nucleotide messenger RNA. RefSeq names its product collagen alpha-1(III) chain-like. The transcript is spliced from 3 exons. Bases 1 to 1581 code for a protein of 526 amino acids. The record is from RefSeq and is a predicted model, not a curated record. Lineage: Eukaryota; Metazoa; Chordata; Mammalia; Carnivora; Mustelidae.